GUGGCUUGCCCUCUCCUUCUUUCUCAGUAUAAAGGGGAAAAAAAAAUUACCUGUUACACCCCUUUCCUUUUUUUAACCUCUUUUUCUCUCUUCUUUUUUUAUUUUAGUUAUGCAUAUAGCCAUGCCUCAUCAUCAUUCCUUUCAACAAUCGUUUUGGUCUCCUACAGCGUCAGUGGAUGCAGUUCCUAAUUUCAACACAGGGUUUUCCGUGUUGCACGGUAAAUUACGCCAAAGUGCCAAAGAAAACCGAGCGAUCAUAGAGUAUAUUCGACACCGAAUAUCUGCAGAAAAACUACAUGCCAAACAACUCUCCACGCUUGUUCCGGGUAACAACCCAUUUGAUGCAGAUAUGGGUGGUGCCCUGAAACGAUGUUUUGAAGUUGUCUAUUCCGAAAGUAUCGAAUCUACCAAGGAACAUGAAAUUCGUGCCACCAAUUUACACACCACAGCAUUGGAUCCUCUUUUACAGUUUAGUUUACGCUACGAUCGUAUCAUUGCCACUGCUAAACAAACCGUCGAUGCGCAAUUGGGUCACUUUGAAACCCUGUGUAGACACAUGGAGCUGGCCAAGUUGAAUUAUACCGCCAAAUGCAAAGCGCUGUUGUUACUUCAACCCGACUAUCAAUAUGAAUAUAUUCGUCUGGAUGAGUCCCUCGAGUUUCUUACACGUGAUCACGUCUGGAUUUGGUUGCAGGAUUUACUACUGCUCCUACCAAUGAAAAGGGACGCUAUCCUGGCAUGGCUACAAGAAAAACAUUCUCAGAACGAAGGGGAUGCAAUCGUCCUUUUGGAACAGCUUGAAAAAUUAGAAUUCCUCACUCAAAAUAUGGACCUGCACCCCAACGGAGAUUAUUCCAAAUUCGAAUCAACACCAUCCUCACCUUCAAAAAAGGGAUUCGCCACAGGCUUUUUAGGUCGAUGGAAUACAACCACACCCAGUGCUCAAUUAAUCAAGAAAUCAGAAAUGGAAAUGAUGGCGGCGGACACUGCGUAUCGUGCAGCGGUGGGAAAAGUUGAAAAAAUGCGUACUCAGGUCGAACAAGUCUUGUUUGUGCAUUAUGAAGAAAUGCAAAGUCUGGAAUUGGAGCGCAUUGCAACCAUCAAACAAGUCUUUAUCAGUGUCGCUGCUUCGCUAUCUAAUACCAUUCCUCGUUGUAAAGAAACAUUUGAUAACAUGAUGUUGUAUCAAGAAACAUUGGAGCCUGACAAGGAUGUUCAGUUUAUUGUGGAGCAGUAUAGGACAGGUCAAUACAAUCCCAGACCCAUUCUUUAUGAGAAUCAUUUCCAUGGCAACACAGCAGAUCAGCUUUUCGGUGUACAUUUAGAGGAAAUUACCAGAGCACAACCUUCAUUGGUACCACCAUUAGUAUCGCAAGGACUGUCUGUCAUUGAAUCAGGCUUUUCAAGGUUGUAUGACGAGGAAAAGAGCUUGGUGUGGACAACAAGUGUUCCAUUGGACAGAGUGCAUGCAGCAAGAGAAGAAAUCAAUCAUUGUACAGUAGAUAAAACUGCCCUAGAAAAAUAUGACGUCCUCUUACUAGCUUCUCUCAUUCGUCUUUAUCUCAUGGAGUUACCAGAGUGUUUAUUUACCUUUGAGCUCUAUGAACCCUUUAAACUCAUCUAUGCCAACCAAGGCCAGCAGGAUAAGGACACUCGGUUGUGCUCCAUCAGUAAAUUACUAGCAACUUUACCCACAUGCAAUUACAAGACAGUCAUGAUAUUACUGGGCCAUUUUUAUAGGCUGGUGAAAGAACUGGAUAAUCAUGCACUCGCCACAUCACUAGCAAAGUCAUUUAGCUAUAUCUUACUGCGGCCCAAGAUCGAAACCAAAAUCAGUGCUCAUGAACGUCAUGCACAGCGAUUGCUACAAGACCUAAUUGAAAACUAUGAGGUCAUUUUCACAGCCGAAGCCAGUAAAGCGCAAGAAGAGAAUUCAAGUCGACCUUCUAUUAUCAUCAAUGCUACUGAUACGGGUGAAAAGAAAUCAUCAAGUUCAUUGGAUGAAACUGUGGUAAGUACACGAACUAGCUCUUCUUCUAGUACACGACGUUCUUCUAUACUGUCAUUUAUGCGCACCAGUCAAUCAACACCGACUUCAUCUAUCUCUAUCAAACGUACAAAUAUUCCCAUCAUACCCUCUUCGUCGACCUUGUUUGAGGAUCCCGAUGAACUUAUCUCUUCGGAAUCUUCCAUCUUGAUUCAUACACCCCCUUCUUAUACCUCCACAUCGCAUCCUCAUCAACACAAAAAAGAGCAUUAUAUCAUGGAUGAUUUAGCCAGUCUCGAUUCUUUUUUUGAAGAUGAAGAUGAUUAAAAAAAAAUAUUUCAUACUAAACCUCACAUUUUUUUUUAAAAAAAAAUAAAAUACAUAUUAGCUAUAUUUUUUAUUGUA
This is a messenger RNA of Mucor mucedo, 2392 nucleotides long. RefSeq lists its product as uncharacterized. Gene Ontology annotation, molecular function: GTPase activator activity. The coding region runs from base 110 to 2314 and encodes 734 amino acids. NCBI's taxonomy places the organism in Eukaryota, Fungi, Mucoromycota, Mucoromycetes, Mucorales, Mucoraceae. The record is from RefSeq and is a predicted model, not a curated record. Gene Ontology annotation, biological process: cytoskeleton organization; small GTPase-mediated signal transduction. The transcript is spliced from 4 exons. Gene Ontology annotation, cellular component: cell division site; cytoplasm; plasma membrane.